GUUCCUAUCUCGGAUUGCGUCUUUUUGGGUCCAUCCCUGCUUAUAGCGCAAUCUCUCUACCGCUCAGUUCGACGAUGUCAAGCUGAGACAGGGUCUUUUUAACUAGUUUGCCGAUAUUCUCAGGGCAGACAGAGCGUCGGAUCAAAAAGAUCGAUCUUAAGAUCGAUCUUAAAAAGCAAUUGCUAUUCCUAUCGCGAACAGCACUUCACAGUACUUGUAGAUGUUUUAAAAGAGGCGUUGCUUUAUGCUGUUACCACACAACAAGAUUUAACUCAUAACCUAAUUUACCGAUGAAAGAAGAAAUACGAAGUAAUGUUAAAUUAAUAGUCAAAAAUGGAAGUUGUAAAGGAUUACCUAGGAUCUAUAAAUCCACAUUGGGUGGCAGUGGUGGCAGCAGGCAUGUAUACUCAUCUUCGACAAAUUUGCAUAAUAGGCCUAUGUUUUGAUGACGACAACAGUUCUUCCUUUGAACCAACUUAUGCAUCAGUGCUGUUCACAUUUUCUGUGCUGUGUCUUCUUGCGGAGUACAGACUUUGGCCUAGAACACUUAAGGAACCACCAAUUCAACUUCUUUACAUUUACGAAAUGUUGGUGGCUGCUUUGACUACAAAUCUGGCGACACUUGCUGUUUGGGUUCCGUUUACGCAUGUCAUUUGUUGUUUAACACAAGAAUCAAGUAAAUGGUUACUUUGGCUAAACGGAACGCUGGGCUUUAGCCGUUAUUCCCCUUUAACCGAAUUUGCAUAUUAUAUGGCAGACAAAAGCGCUGAAACACACAUGGCAUUUUGCAUGUCGGUAUUGUCAUUCGUUUGGAUGCUCGAUGCAACGGAAUCGCUGGACGCAAUUUUGGACAUCUGGACCAAGUAGUGAACCAGUGAUGUUUAGUUUUGGAACAAAGGAAUCGAUUGUGGACAUUCCGUAAACGUAAAAGAAAACGAAUAACCUUCGCAAAUCCUGAAGUGUCAGAUUGGUUCAUCUACAAAUUCAUGUGUAGCAAGGAUCAAACUUAAACAAUAGACUAUAAUAUAUUUCUUAAAUUUUUUAACCUCUUUAUAUAUUGUACUAGAUCUUUCUAUGUGCAAACGAAAUAUUUGUAAUAAAUUGUGUUGUUUUGUAA
Megalopta genalis is the source of this 1117-nucleotide messenger RNA. The record is from RefSeq and is a predicted model, not a curated record. Lineage: Eukaryota; Metazoa; Arthropoda; Insecta; Hymenoptera; Halictidae.